CAUGUGUACACACUGAGCUUCCUCACUUCACUUCAGACGCAGAGAGAAGUGAGAGAGAGACUCGUCUGUUAUCGUCGAAGAGAUACAACUCAUUUUCCUUAAUGUUGUGCUAAGAUUAAAUUCCAUUUUAUUUAAAACUCAGACUUUAAAAUAAACCCUCAUGUGACUGAAGUUUGGCAAGCGGAAGUUCAUGCAGACUGAGAAAAAGUCAGAGACUGAGAAGGAUUGGCUUGUUUGUCUUUAGAGAAGAAGGACCUAAAAAUGGACACUCAUAUCAAAGAAGGACAACUUUACGUCCAGCACAUGAAGUUUGGAAAGAAAUGGAAAAAAAAUUGGUUUGUGCUGUAUCCGGCGAGUCAAAACGGCAUCGCACGCCUCGAGUUCUUCGACUGUGCGGGCAGUGGCACUGAAAAACCCAGCACGAAAAAACUCGACAAAAAGAUCAUCCGCCUGUCAGAGUGCAUCAGCAUCCUUCCUGCCGUCACCGAAAGCUGUCCUAAAGAGAACAUGUCCGCCUUCUGUGUGGAGACCAACGAUAAGACGCAUGUGUUUGCAGCCGAAAAGCAAGUCACUAACGAGUGGGUGGAGAAGAUGUGUGAAAUUGCGUUUCAGGGAGGGGGUGGAACAUUCAGCAGUAUGGACUCAAAUGGACAACAGGAUCUUAAGAUGUCUGAGAACAUGAUCUAUUACUCCAGAGAGGAAGUCAAUGAAUUCUGGGUAAGUGUCCAAAGAACAGAAGCAUCCGAACGUUGUGGUCUACUUGGUAAUUACUGGCUAAAAGCAGAUGGAGAGAGUUUGAUAUUAAAGGAGCCUAAGAUGAAGAAGACAUUGCUGGUGUGGCCCUACAAACUGCUACGGCGAUAUGGCAGAGACCGAGUGAUGUUCUCAUUUGAGGCUGGGCGGCGUUGUGAAUCUGGCCCAGGCAACUUCACCUUUGAGACAAAGCAAGGGAAUGAGAUCUUCCAGAUUGUGGAGGCUGCCAUUCGGGAGCAGAAGGCUCAGGCUGAGGAACAAAAUCAGACCUCAUCGUUUGAUGGGGACUGUCCUGCUUUCCAACAGAUCCGGGCUGCGAUCGCCGAUGGAAUGAGCCGAGACACAGAUGGAGACUCCGGUGGCAGUAAACCUGGAUCUGCUGAUGGAGUCAUUGGCCGAAGGGAAGGAGAAAGUAAAAAUCUUAAGGGGCGCACCUUACCAGAGCCCCCAGUUCCAGUUCCAAGCACAUUGCCUCGUGGAACAAAAAGUGUAAUGGACGAUCAAGUGAAUCUGUACUCUGAACCUGCUGACUCCGUCCGUCUGCCCAAUAUUUUGGGGGAAUGUCUUUAUUCUGACCCUGUAGACAGCAUUAAACCUACACCAAUGCAAAACCCCUGGCAUCGUCCACCUGGUGAUGAAGGUGGAGGCAGCAAGCAGGAACCUUUUUAUGCAGAUCUUUAUGACAGAGUCACACUUGACCUGACUCCAAGAACAGGAGGACUGACGCUUGAACCCCGGAACAGACGUCCUCCUGAUGUAACCCGGGCAGAGCACAUCUAUGAUGAGCCCGAAGGACGGGCAGGUCUUCCAGGAAUCCAGCCAGUCACCACUCUGUAUGAUGAGGCACGUCUGGAUAGCCAGUCCUGGAAAUCACGGGGAGUUGAAGAACCUCAGGGUCAUGAAGUGGCUUACAAUCCAAACAUGGAUGACGAUGGUGUCCCUGCUUUGGGCAAGACACAUCUACAAUCAGCUGUGGCCAAGCCUAAAGGUCCCAAGCCACUCACAGCACCCAAACCAGGGAAGGGAGCCCUUCCUAGGAAAGAGCCACUUCCACUAACCCAAGGUAAAAUUGGAGCUAACCUGAACAACAACAACAAUAGCAGCAGUAUAUAUUAUGCUGUUGGAGAAGGAUUUGGAAAUGAAGUAACUGGUGGGGGAAAAGUAGAGAAGAACGCUGAGAUUUAUAGUAAAGUGUCUAAGCAUAAGCCCCCAGCAACAGCAUGGCACACUGCCAUGCGUCCCCCAGACAUCAUCUAUGACAACUUGGGUGACAUUUGAUUUUUGAAAGCCUUUUCAAGCAGUCAAAAUGCACUCUAGGAAUAGUUUUCUAAAGACACCAGAGUUUUUAAAUGAUCACAGGCUUUCUGGGGUAUUGUUCGGGGCCACUGUAAUAUCUGGGAUUACUACAGUAACUGGAAAACCAGACAGGUGUGCAGGUUAGUGUCAUAGACAACUGGCGCUCUAGACAAUGCACUGUGAUCGAUUCAGUGACACAACGUUCUUUUCUUUGGGAAGGACAAUGAAACUACAAAUUUUGCAGAAUUUAUUGUAUGUGGGUUACUCACACGGUCUUAUACUAUGACAAUUUUGCACAUCUUUUGGCAGUUUCUCCUUUUUAGUAAAUCAUACUGAGUCUGUGACUUGUACAGUAUAUUAGAGGCUGUUAAGCCGUUAAAUAACAAAAAUUGGAACUGCCAGACAAGGGAAUCUGCCGUUGUCUUACAAUGCCAAUUCACCUUUGGAGAGUCAAAAAUAAUAGACCAUAUGAACAAUCAUACACACCUACAUAUAUUUUCUAUGGAGAUUUUAAAUGCAGCAGUUUACUAAUCACUUGCUAUGUGUAUGUGUGGGAGUAAGUCAAAAACAGCUGUGCUGUUGAUGUUAUGUGGUGAUAAUAAAAGAUUUUUCAGAACCUCA
Clarias gariepinus (North African catfish) is the source of this 2670-nucleotide messenger RNA. RefSeq names its product docking protein 1b (gene dok1b). The coding region runs from base 262 to 2031 and encodes 589 amino acids. Lineage: Eukaryota; Metazoa; Chordata; Actinopteri; Siluriformes; Clariidae. The record is from RefSeq and is a predicted model, not a curated record. The transcript has 5 exons. Gene Ontology annotation, biological process: cell surface receptor protein tyrosine kinase signaling pathway; positive regulation of MAPK cascade. Gene Ontology annotation, cellular component: cytoplasm.